AUGUCCAUCGAACAAACCCCAACCAAAGGCUUGACCGGCAAAAUCUCCAACUUAGAAAUGUCUAAGGGAUCAUCAUUGACCGACAAAUUGGCCGCUGCCGCCGCUUCUAAAGAUGAAAGCGCAGCCCUCGACUCCUUGGUGGGUAAAGGCUCUGUUCCCAUGACCAAAGUGGAAUCGGAAAAACUUGACAGCGAACUUGCUGCUGCUGUGGAAGAACACAAGCAGUUCUUGGCAAACCACAAGGUUCACCGCCACAAAUUAAAGGCCCAGGAGAAGGAUGAGCCUUUGUUGGUGGAGAACAAGCGCCGUUUUGUGUUGUUCCCAAUCAAGUACAACGAGAUUUGGCAAAUGUACAAAAAAGCUGAAGCAUCUUUCUGGACUGCGGAAGAAAUUGACUUGUCGAAAGACAUCAACGACUGGAAGAACAGAAUGACUGACAAUGAGAGAUUCUUCAUCUCCAGAGUGUUGGCUUUCUUUGCUGCUUCGGACGGAAUUGUCAAUGAGAACUUGGUGGAGAACUUUUCUGCUGAGGUCCAGAUCCCAGAGGCCAAAUGCUUCUACGGAUUCCAGAUCAUGAUGGAAAACAUCCACUCGGAAACUUACUCUUUGUUGAUCGACUCCUACAUCAAAGACCCUAAAGAGGCUGACUUUUUGUUCAACGCUAUCGAAAACAUCCCUUGCAUUAAGAAGAAGGCCGAGUGGGCCUUGAGAUGGAUCGCAGACGACGAGGCCUUGUUUGCCGAAAGAUUGGUGGCCUUUGCUGCUGUCGAAGGUAUUUUCUUCUCUGGCUCGUUUGCCUCUAUCUUCUGGUUGAAGAAGAGGGGUUUGAUGCCUGGUCUUACGUUCUCCAACGAAUUGAUUUGCAGAGACGAAGGUUUGCACACUGACUUUGCCUGCUUGUUGUUCUCUCACUUGAACAACAGACCAAACCCAGCUAUCGUGGAGAAGAUUAUUACUGAGGCCGUCACUAUUGAAAAAGAAUACUUUACCGAUGCCUUGCCAGCAAGCUUGUUGGGAAUGAACUGUGACUUGAUGUGCCAAUACGUCGAGUUCGUUGCCGACAGAUUGCUUGUGGCCUUGGGUAACAAGAAGGUUUACAAUGUCACCAACCCAUUCGACUUUAUGGAGAACAUUUCCUUGGCAGGAAAGACCAACUUUUUCGAGAAGAGAGUUUCGGACUACCAGAAGGCUGGUGUCAUGGCACAGACCAACGAUGCCAGCGCCUCCAAGAACGCCUUCUCCUUCGACGAAGACUUUUAG
This is a messenger RNA of Clavispora lusitaniae ATCC 42720, 1260 nucleotides long. It is a transcript of the gene RNR21, whose product is annotated as ribonucleotide-diphosphate reductase subunit. Lineage: Eukaryota; Fungi; Ascomycota; Pichiomycetes; Serinales; Metschnikowiaceae. Gene Ontology annotation, biological process: deoxyribonucleotide biosynthetic process. The record is from RefSeq and is a predicted model, not a curated record. Gene Ontology annotation, molecular function: oxidoreductase activity.